UAUGGUCUAAGAAGGGUCCUUCGCACGCCACUGACUAACGACAUUAAAAUACUUCCAAUGCUACUUGAAAGUUUAAGAAUAAGGAAUAAUGGAUUCGAUAAAGUUUAAUUGGCACAAAUCAAUAAAAGGAAAUUUAAAUGUUCAAAAAAUGAUUGUGAAAGAAUGCCCAACGACUGAUUUUGAAAAGUAAACAAAAAAUGGCGUCAAGCGUUUCUGAGGACAGUUCAGAUUCCGAAAUUUUUAAAGAGAACCCUUGCCAUAUUACUAAUAAGUUUUUUACUAAUAACGAUGAGGAAAAUUUCAAAUUAGAAGACACAAACCCUCGCUUAAAUCUAGUGCAAAAAAUUACAAAUAGGCAGAUUUAUGGAAGGUUUACAAGACAUUCUAGAGCCAGUACUGAGCGUAUUUUUAAUGAUAUUUAUUACAAAUGUAGAUAUAGUUUGGAGAAUUUUAUUCCGAAAGGUGAUCCUAUGAGUCAUAUUUUUAUGGGCUUUACGUUAUGCGGUAGGUUUUUUAUCAGUUACACGACUAAGUUGGGCGAAUCUAACUCUUCCGCCGUUCUGUUUCCUUCGGUCGAAUACGUGCUCUACAUUUGGAGAUUUGUACCUGGGCAGACUUUGCGAUAUGUUGGGAAACAUCGAAUUUUUAGGCUUUUUAAAAGUUCCUUAGGACUCGAUGAGGUGAUGUUCAUGCAAUUUCCUCUCGAUCCGUACAAAAUCAUUUGUUAUGCCAUCGCGACUGGUAAUCCAUCAAUGGCCUUUUUAACUGUUCUUACGUUACCCACAAGAAAUUGCAGAAAUUGCCAAGAAUUUAUUUCGCAUGCAGAUGAAAAAUUGACGCAAGGAUGGUGUUUGAAACACGGGUUCAUGCUGAAUUUUAUGUUUACGAUGUCCCAACCGAUGCCCUCCUUCAACCCCCAUAUUUCCCUCGCAUUCCCCGAUCAUUUAGUUAUAAACACAGGACAUUGCAUUCAUAUUUUAAAUAUAUCGACCCUAGAACCGAGUAGGCCGCUAAUACAGUUUCCUACCCAGUAUAAAGAAUACGAUAAUAAGUUUCCCUCUAAUAUUGUCACGAGUAACAACAUUGAUUGUCUUAGCGAAGUCUCGGAAUCCCCUAGCGAAUUUCUUAAUACCAGUAGCGUAGUCGAUGCAAUUUUAGAAGACUUUAACGAGUAUGAUUUGGAAGGUAACGAUCAUAAUAAACCAUUUCACGAGUUAAACAUUAGCUGUGAACCCUUAAACGUAACCGGGAAAAAUUAUCACAAUGCCCUAGUUCAAAAUAUUGUAGAUACAAGACUGAAGCAUUUGCAAAAUGCUAACAAAGACUGUUUAUUCUCAGUGCCACAGACGUCGGGAUUACAGAAACCGCUCGAGAAAAUGAAGGUUGAUAAAAAAAAUGCCGAAAAAGCGUACGAAUUUACCGAAGAGAACGAAAAAUGCGAAAAACUUAGUCUAUUCCGAAAGAAACGUCUUGCCGAUAAAAAGUACGAGUUCUCCGAGGACAAUAGCGAAAAUAUUGUUCCAUUUUAUUCGUUAAGGCGCGAACGACGGUGUAUUUAUCGGUCACAAAAUUAUUGCAUUAAAUCGCCGGAGUUUAGUAACGCCCUAUUCUUAAGUCCACGUUCGUCUAGUAUAAGGUCCCCGAUGCAAUCUCCCAAUUCGCGGCACGGUCAGUUUUCGCCCGGCGGAGGACGAAAUAUUUAUUCGCCAAUCAUACGUAAUUGUCCUAUCUAUUCCAAGUCUCCCAUUAGUCCUAAAGAUACCGCUAGAAAAUUCAAUAUUUACUCACCAGGUACUGAUAGCGAUUGUUCAGAUUCAGAUUCACGACUGAUACUAAGGCCUGUGCAUAAUAUAUCUACCUCACAUUACAAUGACGUUAAAAGUCAGCUCAGUAGUGGUUUAUUAAUCGUCGAUUCGAAACGGACUGAAAAUGUUAAAUGGAUUAAGAAGAUCGUGAAGAGGUACUCCAGUGCCGAUUUUGAAAACAGUUCACUUUUAUCGGGACAAAGUAGGGACGACUACAACGUCUCGAUCGAAAUACCAGUUCUAGUUCAAACUCUUGCCGAACAAUAUUUGGACAUUGUUCCUGAAGUUAAAGCCGAUCAACUUGCGGAAACCCAACUGAUCAUAACCCAACGCACGUUCGACUGUGAUCAAUUCGUUCAGAGUAGAGCUCAGCAGCUGUGUGUCGAUGCGAAACUCGAAUUUUUGCAUUGUGAAGAUUACGACAUCAAAAUACUUCAUAUUUGCCCAUUAAAUGGGCAUAUCGUUUGUAAAGCUGUGAUAACAAUAGUUGCGCUUCAAGAUUUGGUACCUUACUGCAGGCGAAAUAUUUAUAUAGCGGAUUGUAUUUUCACGUGGAAUAUUGCCGAUAAUACGUUUGAAGUAAUCGAGCCUCCUAUGAAAUUUAAAUUGCAAACGCAGUGGUUUAGUACUGAUGUUCCUCUAGUAAAAAUUCCUUCCAUUGUACAUAAGAAAGUUCUCGUAAUGGAUCAGCUUUUUGAAGAAUCGAAGAGGAGUCUCAGGGAUUACAAUAAUUGCUUUGAAAUUUGUAUGGACAGCAUGCGAUUUUAUUCGGGUAGCCCUAUUUCAAACGAGGAAUAUUUUGACGAAUAUUCAAUUCCCAGUGAAAGUGAUUAGGAGAAAGGUGAUAAGUGCAUACUUGUAAAUAGUAUAAUUUAGAUUUUAUUGAAAAUUCGUAAAUCGGUGUCUGUCCAAUUUUAAAUCCGAGCAGCAAUACUCAAGUGUACGAAGAUCUGAUAAUUUUCGAGAAACCACUGUGGUAUAGUUUGUAUUGUUUAAUAAGUUUGUCUGUGAUGUAAAGUUGUGAGAACUUAAAGUAAACUUUUAAAAUUUG
This is a messenger RNA of Photinus pyralis (common eastern firefly), 2856 nucleotides long. RefSeq lists its product as uncharacterized. Lineage: Eukaryota; Metazoa; Arthropoda; Insecta; Coleoptera; Lampyridae. The record is from RefSeq and is a predicted model, not a curated record. The transcript is spliced from 8 exons. Gene Ontology annotation, cellular component: Cul4-RING E3 ubiquitin ligase complex. Bases 198 to 2639 code for a protein of 813 amino acids. Gene Ontology annotation, biological process: protein ubiquitination.